Messenger RNA from Didymodactylos carnosus, 2235 nucleotides. The record is from the annotation of a GenBank genome assembly. Lineage: Eukaryota; Metazoa; Rotifera; Eurotatoria; Philodinida; Philodinidae.
AUGACACGCGCAUUAGACAUAUUAGUAACGGCUUACGCUAUGUUUAUUAAAAUAAUGAUUAUGCUAUGCUUAAAAUUAGUAUCAUUUGUUUUUCUUCUAUUAUUUUCUUUAAUAAAUUGUUCUGAUAUUAUUUUAAAACUUAAUUAUCCAAUCGAUAGUUUUUAUCCAUAUUAUCAAGUUGUUCAUAAAAGAUCAUCACGUGAUGCUGUUCCGAUAUUCAAUAAUAAUGAUUUAGAUGAUAAAUUAUCAAUGUCUAUGUUUCAUGAUAAUGAUAACAGUUUACCAUUAAAAAAUUUUUUUCGAAUGUCAGAUCAUGAUCAUCCAGCAUAUUUAUCUGAAAAUACAACAAUUAUCGAAACAAGUAUUAGUCAUGUGUGUGAUGAUCAUAUUUACGAUCGAUUAUAUGGAUGUUCGGCAAAUGAACAUUCUUGUCACGAUUUUUUAUCAUGUGUAAACAAUAUACAUUGUCCACCAACGAUUCAAUCACAUUCAGGUUUAAUAAUUAAUCUAAUGAAACAUCUUGGUAUGAAUAAUUGUGAAAUAGAUGCAUUAUGUCCACAUGAUAAACGAUUACAGAUAUUUAUUCAACUUCUCACUCGUUGGACAACGUCUCAUUUCACUGAUGAAACAAAUAUUAUUAUUCAUAAUGUCGAGGAACGAAAUGACAUAGAUUCAAAAAAUUACUGCAAUACAAUCUCGGAAUUAAUUGUAGAAGUAAACAAUCAAGUUGAACAGCAAUGUCCCGCUUAUUUGAAUACAACAAAAAUAUUUACUGAUCCAUACUACUGUCGUUCACGAUCAACAGAAACAGAAUCAUUCGAACAUAGUGAAACUACAAGUACUACUACGAUUGGACCAAUAAUCAUAACUUCAACAUUAUCAACGUCAUAUCAAUCACAAAAACAAAGUCAAGUCAAAAUUCGUACAAAACAAACAACAAAUUCACGAAUAAAAAAAUUGACAACAACAAGAACAAUAACCACUACCAAAUUCAAAGAAUAUGAUGAUGACGAUUUAGAUUUUAUCAACUUAGAUAAACUAGCUGGCAAUUCUACGGAACAAAGUGUCUUCGUUAACGAUCAUCUCUAUUAUAAUGUGUCGUAUAUAGUACCGAAAUUAUCUACAUCAAAUAUUCUUAAUUUUGUACGAGAUAAUGAUAUUAUGGGUCAAACAUUUUCUCGAAUUCAUGCAUUAUCAGAUAAACAUCGUUCAGCAUUUGGCAUGGGUAUUUCGUUUCCAUUUCCAUUUUAUGGUCAUACCAUCAAUAGAUUAUUGGUUGCAACAGGAGGUUUCCUCUAUACAGGUGAAUUAGUGCAUGCCGCAUUAAUUGGUAGUACCCAAUAUAUUGCACCUUUUAUGUCGAAUUUUGAUACAUCACUUGGAGAUAAUGAAUCUGAGAUACUUCAUCUUGAUAAUGGUACACAUUUUAUUAUUACAUGGAAUAAAGUCUAUUUACAAGAUCAACAAGAACUUGGUCCGUAUACAUUUCAAGUAAUAUUACAAGAUAAUGGAAAUAUUUAUUUUAAUUAUAAUCGUAUUCCAACAAUGAAAGUAUCCGAAAAACAUCAUACAUUUCGUGUUGGUUUAUCAGAUGCAUUUAUGUUGGAACGUCCAGCAUUACCAUUUCAUGUUGUAAGAAUAAUUACAUUGUAUCAUAAAAUUGAUAUUGAUAGAAAUAAAAUUCAAGAUGGAACGUCAGUUGUAUUUGAAAUGGAUACAAGUUGCAAUACGUUUACUGAUUGCACAUCUUGUUUAGCUAAUCAUAAUAAUCGUUAUAAUUGUUCUUGGUGUGAUGAUGUACAACGUUGUUCGGAUGGCUACGAUCGUCUAAGAAAUGAAUGGCUUAGUGCUCAGUGUCAUCGCACUGCAUUAAAAGAUUAUUGUUCGGUAUUAGAUUAUAAGGCAACAGAAUCAUCUAGUAAUAAACAACAUAUAUCAACUGAAUCGUCAAUAUUUCUUGAUGAUAAACCUCAAAAACAAUCACAACAACAACAACAAGCACAAAAAUUAUCAAUUAAUAAAGAGAAAAAAUAUCAUCGUGUUCGAACUGCUAUCUUUACAUUAAUUAUAUUAAUAUUAGUUGGUGCAUUGAUAGGGAUCGCUGGAUUUUAUAUAUACGCUUAUAAACAUCCGACAUCAACACCAGGAAUGUGGCUCAUAGAACAUCGUCCACAACAUGUUAUUGCCCGAUUCAAACGUUUAUCACAUUCGAAUGAUACAUCGAUGACUUGCUAA